AUGCCUACGAUCAACGUAGACAAGGCUGAGCUCUACAAAGCUCUCGGGCAAGAAUACACCACCGAAGAGUUCGAGACACUGUGCUUCGAAUUUGGCAUCGAACUUGACGAAGAUACCUCCAACUCCGAACGACCGAUCGUCAAUGGCAAGCAGGAGGCGCCGCAACUCAAGAUUGAGAUUCCUGCCAACCGAUAUGACAUGCUCUGCUUCGAGGGUAUUGCUCUGAUGCUCAAUAUUUUCAGAGAGAAGACGCCUCUGCCAAAUUAUAGACUGGUUGCACCAAAGAGCGGGAAGUUACAAACGAUUACGAUCCACCCUGAGACGAUGAAAGUACGGCCAUACGUGUCAGGAGCCAUUCUCCGGAAUAUCACGUUCACGCAAGAGGCAUACGACUCCUUCAUAGCUCUUCAAGAUAAGCUUCAUCAAAACCUUGCUAGGCAACGGACGUUGGUUUCAAUUGGUACCCAUGAUUUGGACACACUUAAAGGGCCGUUCACCUACGAAGCUCUGCCACCAAAGGAAAUCAACUUCAUACCCUUGAACCAGACUAAGAGGAUGAACGGAGAAGAGCUGAUGCAGUUCUACGAGAAUGAUAAGCAUCUUGGAAAGUAUCUUCAUAUCAUUCGGGAUAGCCCGGUGUACCCAGUCAUCUUCGACUCGCAGAAGACUGUCUGCUCCCUGCCCCCUAUCAUCAACGGCAACCAUUCCAAGAUUACUCUGAAAACCAAGAAUGUCUUCAUGGAAAUCACAGCUACGGAUCGAACAAAGCUCGAGAUUGUUAAUAACAUCAUGGUCUCUAUGUUCUCUCAAUACUGUGCUGAACCCUUCACAAUCGAGCCUGUCGAGAUCAUCUCCGAGCACAACCAGGAAACCAGACAAACACCUGACCUAAAGCCGCGUUUAGCUGAAGUAGAAGUCGACUAUGUUAACAGCUGCUGCGGACUUGAAGCCAAACCACAACAAAUAUGCGACUGGCUCACUAAAAUGUGCUACACUGCCAAACCAUCCUCGGAAGACGAGAAGAUAAUCGAAGUCUUGGUACCACCAACACGUGCUGAUGUCCUCCAUCAGUGCGAUAUCAUGGAAGACGUAGCAAUCGCCUACGGAUUCAACAGCUUACCCCGAACAUCGCCAAAUAAAGCUUCUACCAUCGCCCAGCCUCUAAUGAUCAACAAGCUCGGUGACAUUGUCAGAAUGGAAGCAGCCAUGGCGGGCUGGAGUGAAGUUAUGCCUCUCAUUCUCUGUUCACACGACGAGAACUUCGGCUGGCUAAAUCGGAAAGACGACGGAGAGACUGCAGUCAAGCUCGCAAACCCCAAGACAGCGGAGUACCAGGUCGUUCGGACAUCCUUAUUGCCGGGUCUCCUGAAGACAAUUCGAGAAAACAAGAAGCACAGUAUCCCCAUUAAAGUCUUCGAAGUGUCCGACGUAGCCUUCAAAGACAUGUCCUUAGAGCGGAAGAGCAGGAACGAGAGGCAUUUCGCGGCUGCAUGGUAUGGUAAAACAAGUGGUUUCGAGGUUGUCCAUGGCCUGUUGGAUCGGGUUCUCUUGAUGCUCAAGAUAGCCUUCUUAACGCGCGAAGAGGGUCUUGAAGGCAAGAAGAUGGAUUACGAAGUGAGAGAAGACCCAUCGAAGCCCGAUGGCUAUUGGAUCGAGGAGAUUGACGAACCUACUUUCUUCUCUGGCCAUGCUGCUGCGAUUUAUCUGCGACUCAAUGGGAAGCAAGUUCGCAUCGGCGAGUUCGGAAUUCUGCAUCCUACCGUCCUCGAUAAAUUUGAACUGAGAUAUCCUGUCAGCACCUUAGAGAUCAACCUGGAAGUCUUCUUAUGA
Messenger RNA from Hyaloscypha bicolor E, 1830 nucleotides. RefSeq names its product phenylalanyl-tRNA synthetase. The transcript is spliced from 3 exons. The record is from RefSeq and is a predicted model, not a curated record. Gene Ontology annotation, molecular function: ATP binding; RNA binding; phenylalanine-tRNA ligase activity. Gene Ontology annotation, biological process: phenylalanyl-tRNA aminoacylation. Bases 1 to 1830 code for a protein of 609 amino acids. Gene Ontology annotation, cellular component: phenylalanine-tRNA ligase complex; cytoplasm. NCBI's taxonomy places the organism in Eukaryota, Fungi, Ascomycota, Leotiomycetes, Helotiales, Hyaloscyphaceae.